Molecule: messenger RNA, 651 nt
Organism: Rotaria sp. Silwood2
Lineage: Eukaryota; Metazoa; Rotifera; Eurotatoria; Philodinida; Philodinidae
Source: the annotation of a GenBank genome assembly
AUGAAUAAUGCAACUAUAUCAAUCAAACUUGAGAGUGUCAAUGUUGCAUCUUAUCAAACAUCCAUCAAUCGAUGGCAAAAAAUACUUCAUUUAUAUUUUAAUCUAAUAUCACAUUUAAGUCAUAAUAUAUCAAUUUCAUUAUUGAUUCCUAAUGAAUACGUUCAACUUUGGUGGCCAAAUAGAUAUGGUGAUCAAUCAUUAUAUACAUUAUCUGUUUAUAACCAAGGAGAACUAGUUGGAUCACGUUUGAUAGGUUUUCGAACCGUUGAACUUGCUCAACAUAGUUAUGGUUCAACUAUCAAUGGAACAUCAUUUUAUUUUAUUAUUAAUGGUCAUCCAAUUUAUAUUAAAGGAAGUAAUUGGGUACCUCCAGAUUCAUUUCAAGAACGUGUAACUGAUGAAAAACUUGAACGUUUACUUCGUUCAACUCAAUUAGCUAAUAUGAAUAUGUUACGUGUUUGGGGUGGUGGCUUAUAUGAACGUGAUUCAUUCUAUGAAAUAGCUGAUCGUUUAGGCAUUAUGCUUUGGCAUGAUUUUAUGUUUGCAUGUAGUUUGUAUCCAAUUGAUGAACUAUUUCUAAUCAAUAUUCAUAAGGAAGUAAUUUAUCAAGUAAAACGACUUCAAUCACAUCCAUCCAUUGUUCUUUGGUAA